Gracilinanus agilis (Agile Gracile Mouse Opossum) is the source of this 948-nucleotide messenger RNA. Its product is annotated as gastrula zinc finger protein XlCGF8.2DB-like. The record is from RefSeq and is a predicted model, not a curated record. NCBI's taxonomy places the organism in Eukaryota, Metazoa, Chordata, Mammalia, Didelphimorphia, Didelphidae. The coding region runs from base 1 to 948 and encodes 315 amino acids. The transcript has a single exon.
AUGCAUAUAAAAGAAACAUCCUGUAAAUGUAAUGAGUGUGGGAAAGAAUUCAGACAGAAGUCAAAACUUCAUCAACAUCUAAAUGUCCACUCUGGAGAAAAACCCUAUAAAUGUGAUAAGUGUGGUAAAGGAUUCAGAUAUAAGUUAAAGCUUCAUGAACAUCUGAAUUUCCACUCUGGAGAAAAGCCCUAUACAUGUGAUGAAUGUGGGAAAGGAUUCAGACAGAAGUCAAACCUUUAUGAUCAUCUGAAUAUCCACUCUGCUGAAAAGUCCUAUACAUGUGAUGAAUGUGGGAAAGGAUUCAGACAGAAGUCAAGCCUUUAUAAACAUCUGAAUAUCCACUCUGAAGAAAAGCCCUAUAUUUGUGAUGAGUGUGGGAAUGAAUUCAGACAGAAGUCAAACCUUCAUCAACAUUUAAAUGUCCACUCUGGAGAAAAGCCCUAUAAAUGUGAUGAGUGUGGGAAAAGAUUCAGAUAUAAGUUAAACCUUAAUGAACAUCUGAAUAUCCACUCUGGAGAAAAACCCUUUAUAUGUGAUGAGUGUGGGAAAGGAUUCAGACGUAAGUCAAACCUACAUCAACAUCUGAAAGUCCACUCUGGAGAAAAGCCCUAUACAUGUGAUGAAUGUGGGAAAGGAUUCAAACAUAAGUCAAACCUUCAUGAACAUCAGAGAGUCCACACUGGAGAAAAGCUCUUCAUAUGUGAUGAAUGUGGGAAAGGAUUCAGAUGGAAGUCAAGCCUUUAUCAACAUCAUAAAAUUCACAGUAGAGAGAAGCUCUAUGUAUGUGUAGAUAGUGGGAACACAUUCACUCAGGAGAAAUAUCUUCAUGUACAUCAGAGAGGCCACUCUGCAGGAACGCUCUUUAUAUGUGAUGAGUGUGGGAAAGGAUUCAAAUGGAAGUCAAACCUUAAUAAUCAUCAAAAAAUUCACACUAGAGGGAAGUCCUGA